Molecule: messenger RNA, 1761 nt
Organism: Trichoderma breve
Lineage: Eukaryota; Fungi; Ascomycota; Sordariomycetes; Hypocreales; Hypocreaceae
Product: ANTH domain-containing protein
Exons: 7
Coding region: 1-1761 (586 amino acids)
Biological process (GO): clathrin coat assembly; vesicle budding from membrane; clathrin-dependent endocytosis
Cellular component (GO): clathrin-coated pit; clathrin-coated vesicle
Molecular function (GO): SNARE binding; phosphatidylinositol-4,5-bisphosphate binding; clathrin heavy chain binding
Source: RefSeq, a predicted model, not a curated record
AUGAGCUCCUUUGAGAAGUCCGUCAAGGGGGCGACCAAGAUCAAGAAUGCUCCCCCCAAGACCAAGUAUAUCGAGCACAUCCUAGUCGGUACUCACUCCGGCGAGGCUGGCAUCGCCGAGGUCCUCCGCGCGCUCCAGAACCGACUUCACGACUCAACAUGGACCGUCGUCUUCAAGAGCUUGAUGACGGUUCACCUCAUGAUCCGCGAGGGGUCUCCAGAGGCGACACUGGCGUAUCUUGCCCGACAUCGAAACAUGCUAGCUAUUAGCAACUUCGCAGAUGCUCAAACCCAAGGCCGAAACAUCCGCCACUAUGCCAAUUACCUCAUCGAGCGAGUGCGCGCAUAUCGCGAUACCAAGACUGAUUGGGUGCGCGCCCCGGAAUCAAGGCUGGAGAGACUCACUGUCGAGAAGGGUCUGUUGCGAGAGACGGAAGUCGUUCAGCAUCAGCUUACGGCCUUACUGAAAUGCGAUCUCCUCGAUCAAGAACCAGAGACCGAGAUCACGAUUGCCGUAUUUCGAUUACUAGUCCUCGACCUUCUACCUUUGUUCCAGGUCUUGAACCAAGGACUUAUUAACAUUCUUGGUCAUUUCUUUGAAAUGUCAAAGCCGGACGCCGACAGAGCUAUGGAAAUCUAUCGGACUUUCACUAAGCACACAGACUACGUCGUCCAGUACCUCAGCACUGCGAAGCAGUGGCAGCAUCAUACCAGGGUUGAGGUUCCCAAGCUCAAGCAUGCGCCCGUUAACUUGGGUCGCCAGCUUGAGGAAUAUCUCAACGACCCGGAUUUCGAGAUCCACCGGCGGCAGUACCUGGCAGAACAAGAGGCAAAGAAGGGCAACAAGGGAUCCAAGUCCAAGGCUACAAAGAGCGGAAUCGACUUCCCCAAGGCACCAUCCCCUGCGGCUAACAAUCCGUUCCCGCUCCCCAACAGUGGAAAUGCGACUGCCAAGGUCGAGUCAAAGCCUCAAGCUAACAAAGGACCGGACCCCGACCUCAUCGACUUCUUUGACUCCAUCGAGCAAAAUCAGAUACCGAUGCAAGUCACCGCCCAACAGCCUCCUAUGCAGGUGCCCAUUCAAGCUCAGGGGCAGGAUUUAGCUUUCCAGGCGCAAAACGUCGGGCUAGGCUUCCAGCAAGGUCAAUUUGUCCAGCAACCUCAAGGCUUUGUCCAGGGCAAUGGAUUUCCACAGCAGGACAAUGGAUUUAUGCAACCCCCUGCGCAACUGCAGCCAACCAUCACCGGCUUCAGCGGCUUUGGGCCACAACUGGGCCCUAUCCCUCAGAACACUGUUGCCAAUUUCCAGACUCCUAUCCAGCAACAACAACCACCUCCGUCACUUGCCGCUCCGGGCAUGACCAAUCCUUUCCGCCAGUCCAUGCUGGUAGCACAGCCGACAUCCUCUUCAUCUCAGCUGUCAACACCGACGUCAACAAACUCUCCAGGCCAGAAUACGGGCCCUUUCCAAGCCCAGCCUGUACAGCCCCAGCCCACGAGCACCAACCCUUUUGCUCGCAACGUUCCCACCGAAGCUCCGCAGCAGCAGCAGCAGCAGCUCCAGGACCAGCAGCAGCAAUCUUCGGGACUUGCUCCACAGCCGACGGGUGUUACGAAUCCGUUCCGCCAAGGCGCCUUCGUCAAUCACGCUACUGGGAUGGGCUGGCAGCAUAAUCAGACUCCGAUUGGUGGCGGUAUUGAUCACAUCCAAACUGUGCCCGUGUUCCCUCGCCCGGCACAGCAGACGCCCUGGCAACAAUAA